Leptonychotes weddellii (Weddell seal) is the source of this 3388-nucleotide messenger RNA. The record is from RefSeq and is a predicted model, not a curated record. NCBI's taxonomy places the organism in Eukaryota, Metazoa, Chordata, Mammalia, Carnivora, Phocidae.
UUCCCCUUGUCUCUUAGAGAGCAGUCCUGAAUCUCCAGUGACCAUUACAGAGCCCUACCGGACCCUGUCAGGGCACACAGCCAAGAUUACCAGUGUGGCAUGGAGCCCACAUCAUGAUGGAAGGCUGGUAUCUGCUUCCUACGAUGGUACAGCUCAGGUGUGGGAUACUCUCCGAGAAGAGCCUCUUUGCAAUUUCCGAGGACAUCGAGGUCGACUUCUUUGUGUGGCAUGGUCCCCACUGGAUCCAGACUGCAUCUACUCAGGGGCAGAUGACUUCUGUGUGUACAAAUGGCUCACUUCCAUGCAAGAACAUUCCCGGCCUCCUCAAGGUAAGAAAAGUAUUGAAUUAGAGAAAAAAAGGCUCUCUCAACCUAAGCCAAAGCCCAAAAAGAAGAAAAAGCCCACCUCGAGAGCUCCUGUAAAGCAGGAAGGAUAUGAUGGAAAUGAAGACGAGAGCAUCAGGGAGAGCUCGGGACCUGUUGAGAAUGGCGUGUCGGACCAGGAGGGUGAGGAGGAAGCCCGGGAGCCAGAGUUCCCCAGUGGCAUUGUCUCAGUGGCUUCUAGAGAACCAGUUACCUGCACUCCGGUUUCGUUAGGCUUUGAAAAGUCAAAGGUCACUGUUAACAACAAAGUCACUUUACUGAAGAAGGAGCCACCUAAAGAGAAGCCAGAAUCCUUAACCAAGAAGCGAAAAGCUCGUUCCAUGCUUCCACUGACUACCAGCCUGGACCACAGGUCCAAGGAGGAGCUUCAUCAGGACUGUUUGGUAUUAGCAACUGCAAAACACUCCAAAGCAGAGCUAAAUGAGGAGGUGUGUACUGAUCUUGAGGAAAGAUUUCAUCUGGGGCUUUUCACAGACCGGGCUGCCCUGUACAGAAUGAUUGAGGUUGAAGGAAAAGGUCACUUGGAAAAUGGCCACCCCGAGUUAUUUCACCAGCUCAUGCUUUGGAAGGGAGAUCUAAAAGGUGUUCUUCAGACGGCAGCAGAAAGAGGGGAGCUGACAGACAGUCUGGUGGCUAUGGCGCCAGUUGCUGGCUACCAUGUGUGGCUGUGGGCCGUGGAAGCUUUUGCCAAACAGCUGUGUUUUCAAGAUCAGUAUGUCAAGGCUGCCUCUCACCUCCUUUCUAUCCACAAAGUGUAUGAAGCUGUAGAGCUGCUCAAGUCAAACCAUUUCUACAGGGAAGCUAUUUCAGUUGCCAAGGCCCGACUGCGCCCAGAGGACCCGAUCCUGAAGGACCUGUAUCUCACCUGGGGAGCCAUCCUGGAAAAAGAUGGCCAUUAUGCUGUAGCCGCCAAAUGCUAUUUAGGGGCUGCUUCUGCCUAUGACGCAGCCAAAGUUUUGGCCAAGAAGGGAGAUGCAGCAUCACUUAAGACGGCUGCAGAGUUGGCUUCCAUUGUAGGAGAGAAUGAGUUGUCCUCUUCCCUGGCUCUCCGAUGUGCCCAGGAGCUGCUUUUGGCCAGGAACUGGGUGGGAGCCCAGGAAGCCCUGAAGCUGCAUGAAAGUCUAAAGGGGCAGAGACUGGUGUUUUGCCUUCUUGAGCUACUGUCCAAGCACCUGGAGGAAAGGCAGCUUUCAGAGGCCAGAAGCUCUUCCUACAACGCCUGGGCUGCGGGCACUGAAGGGCCCUUCGUGGAGAGGGUGACUGCUGUAUGGAAGAGUACCUUCAGCCUGGAUAGCCCAGAGCAGUAUCAGGCAGCACUGCAGCAACUGCAGAGUAUCCAGUACCCAUCUGCUACAAACAACACUCCCUCCAAACAGCUUCUGCUUCACAUUUGCCAUGACCUGACCUUGGCAGUGCUGAGCCAGCAGGUGGCCUGCUGGGACGCGGCUGUGGAAGCCCUGCUUCGAGCUGUGGUCCGGAGCUAUGACUCCGGAAACUUCACCAUCAUGCAGGAAGUGCACUCAGCCUUUCUUCCUGAAGGCUGUGACCAUCUAAGAGACAAACUAGGUGAACAUCAGUCCCCUACCACACCAGCUUUCAAAAGUUUGGAGGCCUUUUUUAUUUAUGGACAUCUGUAUGAAUUCUGGUGGUCUCUCUCCAGGCCUUGCCCCAAAUCCAGUGUUUGGGUAAGAGCUGCUCACAGAAGGACAACCUCUGUUGAGCAAAGCCAGCAGAUAAACAAUGCCAGCCCUGAAGAAACAGACCCCAAAGUUUCUCAGCCAGAGACAAGCAGGCCUCCAGAAUUAGAUGUGAGACUCACAGAAGAAAGCGAGCAGAUGCUGAUCACUUGUAAAGAGCUUUUUUCAGAAAAGCACGCCAGUCUCCAAAACUCACAGAGAACUGUUGCUGAAGUCCAAGAGACCUUGGCAGAAAUGAUCCGCCAACACCAGAAGAGUCAAGUCUGUAAGUCUACAACAAAUGGUCCUGAUAAGAAUGAAUCUGAACAGGUGGCAGAAAAGUCCCUGUCUAGUCCUCCGAGCGAGUGUAAAGAAGAAAAAAAUCAGCCACUUUCUCUGCCUGAGUUAACCAAAAGGCUUACGGAGGCAAAUGAGAAAAUAGCUAAAUUUCCUGAGAGUGUUAAGACCUGGCCCUUCCCAGAUGUGCUGGAGUGCUGCCUUAUCCUGCUUCACAUCGGGUCCCAGUGUCCUGGCAGCGUGACCCAGGACAUGCGGCAACAGGCCCAAGAGCUCCUUCAGAAAUACGGCAACACUAAAGUUUACAAAAGAUACUGCCAGACCUUCUGCACGUGAAUUUUCAAGGACCUUUAAGAAAACUGUGCCAAAUUCAAAACGUAUGACACCCUUCACCUUGCAGUUACACCAUGCCAGACAUUCACUCUGAUCCCUAGAUGUUUUUGCAGUGAUCUAAAUAAUACAAAUGAGGGUCAAGUUUGAAUUGACUCUAUUCUACCCUUAGACAUAGUGGAAUCAGACUUUGGACUCAACUGUGGUUUCCUACUGGAGGAAGGAUCAUGAAAAGCCAGCAGUAGAUAUUCAGAACUAACACCUGCAGGGUGAUUGUUGGUCAUCUCUAAAGCCUUAUGCAGGUUUCACCCAAAGAGGAGAAACUUUUUAACUACCCAAAGUGUUAUGUUCUUAAACACAAGCUACCUUUAUAAAUUCUUCGCCUGAUGGUAAACAUGUCAUUCUUGUUGGAGACAGAAUUGCUACAUUUUAUGACUUGGUAUCCUUUUCCUUACUGUUUUUGUUUACUUGGGUUCUCCCCUUCUAUUCUUUCAAAGACUUCACUUAGAAUGUGAAAUAGGCCUUUACCCAUCAUGUUGACUUUACCAUCCAUCUGAACUUUAGGUCAAAAAUUUGGUUUUAUUGUUUCAUGUAAUUGCUUAUUUAAGAACAAAUCAUUUACUAAAGCAUUAGAAGAACAAAUAACUAAAACUCAGAUGUGUCUUAUCCCCUCAGUUUUAUAAAACGUAAUGGUGAUCAAAA